GUCUUCAUGAAACAGUACGAGCGUUAUACGACAGCUCUAACGGCGUUCCAGAAUCCUGUCAAUCAACCGUUCUGCAUGCCCGUCUCUGCCUGCAUCGAAGGCGACACGCACCAGCGGAUCGCCCUGUUCGAGUUCGGAUGCUCUCCCCACGAGAUAACGGAAGAACAAUGGGUCAACUAUUUCCUACAAGCCAAAGUCUCGACGUUUCGCAACUAUGUCGCCAUCGACGCAGAGAUGAAGACGCUCAGGAUGGACGUCAGCCUUCGCGAAGCUCCAUCACGCAUGAACCGACUGACGCGCGAUCUGUACGUGAAGUUAGAAGCCCACAUCCUGUUGCAGGAGAUGUUCACGGAGGCACCACGCAUGAUCGUUGGAUAUCUCCUCGAGGCCCUCGAGCCCGAAGGAUUUCGAGAAAUCUUUCGCCACCAGCUUACGCUGGAAACGCACAAGGCGAAGAAAAAGCAGAUAGUCCCUUUCUGCAAGUGGGUCAGCGGGAUGCUUGAGCAGUACAUGCAAUGGAAUGAUAUGCCCGGCUGCAGAAGCUUACGCCCACCGUAA
Messenger RNA from Phytophthora sojae, 558 nucleotides. RefSeq lists its product as hypothetical. The annotation marks the transcript as partial. NCBI's taxonomy places the organism in Eukaryota, Oomycota, Peronosporomycetes, Peronosporales, Peronosporaceae. The record is from RefSeq and is a predicted model, not a curated record. The transcript has a single exon.